Molecule: messenger RNA, 11643 nt
Organism: Nerophis ophidion (straightnose pipefish)
Lineage: Eukaryota; Metazoa; Chordata; Actinopteri; Syngnathiformes; Syngnathidae
Gene: slco1c1
Product: solute carrier organic anion transporter family, member 1C1
Exons: 15
Coding region: 401-2467 (688 amino acids)
Biological process (GO): transmembrane transport; sodium-independent organic anion transport
Cellular component (GO): membrane
Molecular function (GO): protein binding
Source: RefSeq, a predicted model, not a curated record
GACUUGCACCGAGCUCGUGGUUCAAAGGCGCGAACUCUCACUUCCUGGUCGCAUCUCCAUUCGCUGCCGUGAAUCAGCCCCGCUCAGGAUGUGCCUUCUUUUUCUUUUCUUUUUUCUUUUUUCAUUUUACGGAUUAAUCUCCUGAGAGUGUGUUCGGAGUUUGAAAAUAAAGCGAGAGGACACACGCUUGGUCUCAGAAGGUUGACAUUAAACAAGCCGGCGUCUCAUGAGAAGUUUGGGUGCCGCUGGUUAUUCCGGGCUCUUACCUGCCGUCCACGUCUUGGAAUCACCACCCGCCAAAGCGUUCUUUCCCACAGGAGGCUUGCAUGCAUCGCUGGCAAGAAACUGCACUUCGUGGUAGACGACAGCAAAGGAGACACCGCCAGCCCUCAGCAGGAGGAUGGAGGGGGGAGCCCAGCAGCGCGGCGACGUGCAGAAGAACAGGAAAACAUGCGCUUCUUCCUGCUCCGGUCUCAAGAUGUUUCUGGUGGCUUUGUCCUUUGCCUAUUUUGCAAAGGCUUUGUCGGGGAGCUACAUGAAGAGCACAAUAACUCAGCUGGAGAGGCGCUUUGACAUCCCCAGUUACCUGGUGGGCAUCAUUGACGGCAGCUUUGAGAUGGGCAACCUGCUGGUCAUCGCUUUCGUCAGUUACUUUGGCGCCAAGCUCCAUCGGCCAAAGAUCAUCGCUGUGGGUUGUGUGCUGAUGUCCAUCGGCACCUUCAUCAUCGCACUGCCUCACUUCAUCACCGGACGUUAUGAAUAUGAAUCGUCUGCACGGUGGGUCGUGAAUUCAACCCUCAACACCUCCCCUUGUUCGGCGGGCUCCACGACUGACCUCACACCAAAUAAUGAAUUGCCCGAAGUGCCAGCCGCAGGUUGCGAAGGAGAUUCUAACCUUUCCAUGUGGAUCUAUGUGCUGCUCGGAAACGUCCUUCGAGGGAUUGGAGAGACUCCUGUCCAACCUCUCGGGAUCUCCUACAUUGACGACUUUGCCACUGAGGAGAACGCUGCAUUGUACGUGGGCUGCGUGCAGACCAUUUCUGUGGUGGGGCCUGUCUUUGGCUACCUCUUGGGGUCUCUCUGUGCAAAAAUCUAUGUGGACAUUGGAUUCGUAAAACUGGAAAGCAUCACUAUAACCCCAGCGGAUUCCCGUUGGGUUGGAGCCUGGUGGUUGGGCUACUUGAUAGCAGGCAUCAUCACCUUACUCUCUGCCAUCCCCUUCUGGUUCCUACCACGCUCUUUGCACGGCCCAGACAAGCCUGAGCAAAGCGGUCUAAUGAAAGACUGCGCCGCCAACCACAAGUAUCCUGCCGAGGAGCGCAUGAGUUUCAUAGAGAUGGCAAAAGACUUUGUUCCGACGGUGCGGACUCUGCUGGGCCAUCCCGUGUACCUGAUCUACUUGUGCGUGACCAUCAUCCAGCUCAACUCCCUCAUCGGCAUGGUGACCUACAAGCCGAAGUACAUCGAGCAGCACUUCCGGCAGUCUGCGUCCAAGGCCAACUUUCUCAUGGGCGUGAUCAACAUUCCGGCCGUCGCUUUCGGGAUCUUCUCCGGCGGCCUCCUGAUGAAGAAGAUGAAGCUGAACAUCAUGGGAGCGGCCAAGUUUGCCUUCGUCACGUCUCUGAUUGGUUACAUCCUGUCCUUGUUCUUCUUCGCCAUGAGCUGCGAGAACGCCAAGAUGGCCGGCGUGACGCUCCCAUACAGCAGCGUGGAGGAGACAUCUAAGGACAAAGAGUCGCUGUUGAACGCCUGCAACGCCAAAUGUUUUUGUGCGGACAACAACUGGGAGCCCGUGUGCGGCGGCGAUGACGUCACCUACGUCUCUCCCUGCCAUGCGGGGUGCAGCCAGUCGACGGGCUCGGGCAAGGACGCCGUGUUCUCCAACUGCAGCUGCAUCGGCGCGGCUGGCAACUUCACGGCCAUCAGAGGUCAGUGCGCCGACAAGGAGGACUGUGACAGGAUGUUCCCGUACUUCUUAGCGCUGUCCGUCAUCACGUCCUUCAUCAUCUCCCUGGGAGGCACGCCAGGCUACAUGCUGCUCAUCAGGUGCAUCAAACCACAGCUCAAAUCCUUCGCUUUGGGAUUCCACGCACUAGCAACACACACUCUUGCCGGGAUCCCAGCACCCAUCUACUUCGGAGCGAUCAUCGACACCACGUGCCUGAAGUGGGCACAGAAGCGAUGCGGCGGACUGGGAGCGUGCAGGAUCUACAACACCACAGCUUACAGGAUAGCCUACCUGGGCCUGACCCUCAGCCUGCGCACCGUCUCCUUCCUCAUCUGCAUCCCGGGCUUCGUCCUGCUGCGUCGCCAGCUGCGGCGGGAGGAGCGCGACGCCCUCCGAGCGACUUCGGCCAACGGCGGCACGGAGCUGGAAGCGCUCAGGAAGGAAGAAUUUGUCUCGGCGAACUCUGAGCGCUCGCAGGCCAGUCAGGACAACGGCACGGCCCGAGAAACUCGACUGUGACUCCCCGCCAGGUGACCUCCACACACACACUCUCGUAUUUCGGACCUUCUGGGGACCUCCCAAAAAAAUGCCUACCUCGUUAGGACCGCCCUUUAUUUAUACAAAUAUACACAUUUGUAUUUACAACAUUAAUACAUACUAUGCAAAUAUAAAACAGUGAGCUUUUAGUUAUUGUUUUUGUUUGUAAUUAAUAUUCAUUAUUUACUUCAAGUUAUUACAGUAUGUUUCUAUAUACAUAUUCUAUUUUUUUUAAUGAAUUUUGGCCAAAGGGGGCACAUUUCAAUUCAUUAUUUCAUAUGUUGGCCAGAGGGGGAGCACUUAACAUUGUUACACACACUUGUUAUUUCAUAUUUUGACCAGAGAGGGAGCACUUCACAUUUUUUUUUACACACACACUUGUUAUUUCAUAUGUUGGCUAGAGGGGGAGUAUUUUAAAUUUUGACACACGGUUGUUGUUUCAUAUGUUGGCCAGAGGGGGAGCACUUCACAUUUUUACACACACUUGUUAUUUCAUAUGUUGGGAAGAGGGGGGAGUAUUUUAAAUUUUGACACACAGUUGUUAUUUCAUAUGUUGGCCAGAGGGGGAGCACUUAACAUUGUUACACACACUUGUUAUUUCAUAUUUUGACCAGAGAGGGAGCACUUCACAUUUUUUUACACACACACUUGUUAUUUCAUAUGUUGGCCAGAGGGGGAGCACUUCACAUUUUUACACACACACUUGCUAUUUCAUAUGAUGGCCAGAGAGGGAGAACUUCACAUUUUUACACACACACUUGUUAUUUCAUAUGUUGGCCAGAGGGGGAGCACUUAACAUUGUUACACACACUUGUUAUUUCAUAUAUUGGCCAGAGGGGGAGCACUUCACAUUUUUACACACACUUGUUAUUUCAUAUGUUGACCAGAGGGGGAGCACUUCACAUUUUUACACACACUUGUUAUUUCAUAUGAUGGCCAGAGGGGGAGCACUUCACAUUUUUACACACACACUUGUUAUUUCAUAUUUUGGCCAGAGGGAGAGCACUUCACAUUUUUACACAAUUAUUUCACAUGUUGUCUGGAGGGGGAGUAUUUCAAAAUUUUACACACAUUUUUUAUUUCAUAUGUUGGCUAGAGGGGGAGCACUUAACAUUGUUACACACACUUGUUAUUUCAUAUGUUGGCCAGAGGGGGAGCACUUAACAUUGUUACACACACUUGUUAUUUCAUAUGUUGGCCAGAGGGGGAGCACUUCACAUUUUUACACACACACUUGCUAUUUCAUAUGAUGGCCAGAGAGGGAGAACUCACAUUUUUACACACACACUUGUUAUUUCAUAUGUUGGCCAGAGGGGGAGCACUUCACAUUUUUACACACACACUUGCUAUUUCAUAUGAUGGCCAGAGAGGGAGAACUUCACAUUUUUACACACACACUUGCUAUUUCAUAUGUUGGCUACAGGGGGAGUAUUUUAAAUUUUGACACACAGUUGUUGUUUCAUAUGUUGGCCAGAGGGGGAGCACUUCACAUUUUUACACACACUUGUUAUUUCAUAUGUUGGGAAGAGGGGGGAGUAUUUUAAAUUUUGACACACAGUUGUUAUUUCAUAUGUUGGCCAGGGGGGGGAGCACUUCACAUUUUUACACACACACUUGUUAUUUCAUAUGUUGGCCAGAGGGGGAGCACUUCACAUUUUUUUUACACACACACUUGUUAUUUCAUAUAUUGGCUAGAGGGGGAGUAUUUUAAAUUUUGACACACAGUUGUUGUUUCAUAUGUUGGCCAGAGGGGGAGCACUUCACAUUUUUACACACACUUGUUAUUUCAUAUGUUGGCUAGAGGGGGAGUAUUUUAAAUUUUGACACACAGUCUUUAUUUCAUAUGUUGGCCAGAGGGGGAGCACUUCACAUUUUUACACACACUUGUUAUUUCAUAUGUUGGCCAGAGGGGGAGCACUUCACAUUUUUACACACACACUUGUUAUUUCAUAUGUUGGCCAGAGGGGGAGCACUUCACAUUUUUACACACACUUAUUUCAUAUUUUGACCAGAGAGGGAGCACUUCACAUUUUUACACACACACUUGUUAUUUCAUAUGUUGGCUAGAGGGGGAGCACUUAACAUUGUUACACACACUUGUUAUUUCAUAUGUUGGCCAGAGGGGGAGCACUUAACAUUGUUACACACACUUGUUAUUUCAUAUGUUGGCCAGAGGGGGAGCACUUCACAUUUUUACACACACUUGUUAUUUCAUAUGUUGACCAGAGAGGGAGCACUUCACAUUUUUACACACACACUUGUUAUUUCAUAUGAUGGCCAGGGGGGGAGCACUUCACAUUUUUCACACACUUAUUUCAUAUUUUGACCAGAGAUGGAGCACUUCACAUUUUUUACACACUUGUUAUUUCAUGUUGGCUAGAGGGGGAGUAUUUUAAAUUUUGAUACACAGUUGUUGUUUCAUAUGUUGGCCAGAGGGGGAGCACUUCACAUUUUUACACACACACUUGUUAUUUCAUAUGUUGGCUAGAGGGGGAGUAUUUUAAAUUUUGACACACAGUUGUUGUUUCAUAUGUUGGCCAGAGGGGGAGCACUUCACAUUUUUACACACAAUUGUUAUUUCAUAUGUUGGCUAGAGGGGGAGUAUUUUAAAUUUUGAUACACAGUUGUUGUUUCAUAUGUUGGCCAGAGGGGGAGCACUUCACAUUUUUACACACACACUUGUUAUUUCAUAUGUUGGCUAGAGGGGGAGUAUUUUAAAUUUUGACACACAGUUGUUGUUUCAUAUGUUGGCCAGAGGGGGAGCACUUCACAUUUUUACACACAAUUGUUAUUUCAUAUGUUGGCUAGAGGGGGAGUAUUUUACAUUUUGACACACAGUUGUUGUUUCAUAUGUUGGCCAGGGGGGGGAGCACUUCACAUUUUUACACACACACUUGUUAUUUCAUAUGUUGGCCAGAGGGGGAGCACUUAACAUUCAUACACACACUUGUUAUUUCAUAUGUUGGCCAGAGGGGGAGCACUUCACAUUUUUACACACUUAUUUCAUAUGUUGGCCAGAGGGGGAGUAUUUCAAAAUUUUACACACAUUUGUUAUUUCAUAUGUUGGCUAGAGGGGGAGUAUUUCAAAUUUUUACAUACAGUUGUUAUUUUACAUGUUGGCUAGAGGGUGAGCACGUCACAUUUUUAUACACACUUGUUAUUUCAUAUGUUGGCCAGAGGGGGAGCACUUAACAUUCAUACACACACUUGUUAUUUCAUAUGUUGGCCAGAGGGGGAGCACUUCACAUUUUUACACACUUAUUUCAUAUGUUGGCCAGAGGGGGAGUAUUUCAAAAUUUUACACACAUUUGUUAUUUCAUAUGUUGGCUAGAGGGGGAGUAUUUCAAAUUUUUACAUACAGUUGUUAUUUUACAUGUUGGCUAGAGGGUGAGCACGUCACAUUUUUAUACACACUUGUUAUUUCAUAUGUUGGCCAGAGGGGGAGCACCUCACAUUUUUACACACACACUUGUUAUUUCAUAUGUUGGCCAGAGGGGGAGCACUUCACAUGUUUACAAACACACUUGUUAUUUCAUAUGUUGGCUAGAGGGGGAGUAUUUUAAAUUUUGACUUACAGUUCUUAUUUCAUAUGUUGGCCAGGGGGGGAGCACUUCACAUUUUUACACACACACUUGUUAUUUCAUAUGUUGGCCAGAGGGGGAGCACUUCACAUGUUUACAAACACACUUGUUAUUUCAUAUGUUGGCUAGAGGGGGAGUAUUUUAAAUUUUGACUUACAGUUCUUAUUUCAUAUGUUGGCCAGGGGGGGAGCACUUCACAUUUUUACACACACACUUGUUAUUUCAUAUCUUGGCUAGAGGGGGAGUAUUUUAAAUGUUGACACACAGUUGUUAUGUCAUAUGUUGGCCAGAGGGGGAGCAGUUCACAUUUUUACACACACACUUGUUAUUUCAUAUGUUGGCUAGAGGGGGAGUAUUUUAAAUGUUGACACACAGUUGUUAUGUCAUAUGUUGGCCAGAGGGGGAGCAGUUCACAUUUUUACACACACACUUGUUAUUUCAUAUGUUGGCUAGAGGGGGAGCACUUCACAUUUUUACACACACACCUGUUAUUUCAUAUGUUGGCCAGAGGGGGCGCACUUCACAUUUUUACACACACUUAUUUCAUAUGUUGGCCAGAGGGGGAGCACUUCACACUUUUACACACACACUUGUUAUUUCAUAUGUUGACCAGACGGGGGAGCACUUUUAAAAGCGACACACAGUUUGAAAAAUCCCUCCUUUUUGGAACCACCCUCAUUUUGAUAGAUUUCACCACCAGGGGUGCAAAUGAAACAUUCUCUAUUAGACGCAACGGUUUUCCCUAUUGGGACCAUGAUUUAUGUCCUUUGUUCACACCUCCUCAUAUGGAAGCUACUUUUCCUUGGCGAUGUCUCAAGAAGGUCAGAAAUACAAGAACUCACACACACACACGAAACCUUCAGGGACUCGUCCAAUCUGAUCGGCUGAUUAGCUUCGUAAAAAAAAUAUGCUCAUCAAUGAAAUAAAUGACACGUAUUUCAUAUAAAUUAAAAAACAACAACAUUUUUGUCAUUUUUAUAUACAUGUGUAUUUAUAUAGUAGUAGCAGCACACUCUUUAAAUAUUAUCUUAUUACCUCAUUAAUAUCUUGUUCAGUCUUUUAUUGUUGUUGCAGAAGGAAAGCGGUGAGAUGACGUCGAUUAAAAAAAAAAAGUGUUUUUAAACACAGUGGAACUUUCAAAGUGGGCGUUCAACCAGCACAAAAUCCGCCUCAAAAGUCAAAGAAGACGUUGUGAUCACGCGUGAUGUCAGGAAAUCUCGCGAGAUUUCGACCGUUAUGUCAACAACACCCAGCAUUAGUGUGACGAUAACCAUAGAAGUGCUCUGCUUAUUUCAAAUAGUUUUUCACGUUGUAGCGAUACAACCUUUCCAUGUUUGAUUCGAUACUGAUAUCGAUCCGAUAUCAGCGGGAAUCAUACAUGCUUUUAUUUUGUAGUGCAUUGGAAUGUUGGACAGAGAACACAUUUAUUAUUAACCGUCUGGAAUGGACUUUAGGUUCAAGUGGGGUAGCAUUUUUUUUGGGGGUGUAAAGAUUAAACGACGUUAAGCUGACGGUGCAGGAAGUUGAAAGAUAGGGUGUAUAUUGUAGCAUCCCGGAAAAGUUAGUGCUGCAAAGGGUUCUGUGUAUUUGUUCCGUUGUGUUACGGUGCGGAUGUUCUGCCAAAAUGUGUUUGUCGUUUUUGUUUGGUGUGGGUUCACAUAUUUGUAACACUGUUAAAGUUGUCUAUAUGGCCACCCCCAGUGUGACCAAGUAUGCCUUGCAUUCACUUACGUGUGUGUUAAUGUAUUGUGUGACUGGGCCGGCACGCUGUUUUGUACGGAGGUGAAGGGGACGUGACGACAGGUUGUAGAGGAUGCUAAAAGCAGUGCUUUUAAGACACGCCCCCGAUAUUUUGGGGGCGUGUUCGGGUGGAAAUCGGGAGAAUGGUUGCCCUGGGAGAUUCUAGGGGAGGGGCACUGAAAUUCGGUAGGCUCGCCGGGAAAAUCGGGAGGGUUGGCAAGUAUGAAUUAGAUGAUCAUAGUAACUAGUUAGAUGACCAUGGUGACUAAUUAGAUGACCAUGGUGACUAAUUAGAUUACCAUGGUAACUAAUUAGAUGACCAUAGUGACUAAUUAGAUGACCAUAGUGAUUAGAUGACCAUAGUAACUAAUUAAAUGACCAUAGUAACUAAUUCGAUAACCAUAGUGACUAAUUAGAUGACCAUGGUGACUAAUUAGAUGACCAUGGUGACUAAUUAGAUUACCAUGGUAACUAAUUAGAUGACCAUAGUGACUAAUUAGAUGACCAUAGUGAUUAGAUGACCAUAGUAACUAAUUAGAUGACCAUAGUGACUAAUUCGAUAACCAUAGUGACUAAUUAGAUGACCAUAGUGACUAAUUAGAUGACCAUAGUGACUAAUUCGAUAACCAUAGUGACUAAUUAGAUGACCAUAGUAACUAAUUAGAUGACCAUAGUAACUAAUUAGAUGACCAUAGUGACUAAUUCGAUAACCAUAGUGACUAAUUAGAUGACCAUAGUGACUAAUUAGAUGACCAUAGUGACUAAUUCGAUAACCAUAGUGACUAAUUAGAUGACCAUAGUAACUAAUUAGAUGACCAUGGUAACUAAUUAGAUGACCAUGGUGACUAAUUGGAUGACCAUGGUAACUAAUUAUAUGACCAUGGUAACUAAUUAGAUGACCAUGGUAACUAAUUAGAUGACCAUGGUGACUAAUUAGAUGACCAUGGUAACUAAUUAGAUGACCAUGGUGACUAAUUGGAUGACCAUGGUAACUAAUUAUAUGACCAUGGUAACUAAUUAGAUGACCAUGGUAACUAAUUAGAUGACCAUGGUGACUAAUUGGAUGACCAUGGUGACUAAUUGGAUGACGAUGGUAACUAAUUAGAUGACCAUGGUGACUAAUUGGAUGACCAUGGUGACUAAUUGGAUGACCAUGGUAACUAAUUCGAUUACCAUAGUGACUAAUUAGAUGACCAUUGUAACUAAUUAGAUGACCAUUGUAACUAAUUAGAUGACCAUAGUUAACUAAUUAGAUGACCAUAGUGAAUAAUUCGAUAACCAUAGUGACUAAUUAGAUGACCAUGGUAACUAAUUAGAUGACCAUGGUAACUAAUUAGAUGACCAUGGUGACUAAUUGGAUGACCAUGGUGACUAAUUGGAUGACCAUGGUAACUAAUUAGAUGACCAUGGUAACUAAUUAGAUGACCAUAGUUAACUAAUUAGAUGACCAUAGUUAACUAAUUAGAUGACCAUAGUAACUAAUUAGAUGACCAUAGUAACUAAUUAAAUGACCAUGGUAACUAAUUAGUUGACCAUAGUGACUCAUUAGAUGACCAUAGUAACUAAUUAAAUGACCAUGGUGACUAAUUGGUUGACCAUAGUGACUAAUUAGAUGACCAUGGUAACUAAUUAGAUGACCAUGGUGACUAAUUGGAUGACCAUAGUAACUAAUUAGAUGACCAUGGUAACAAAUUAGAUCACCUUGGUAACUAAUUAGAUGACCAUAGUGACUAAUUAAAUGACCAGGGUGACUAAUUAGAUGACCAUAGUAACUAAUUAGAUGACCAUGGUAACUAAUUAGAUGACCAUGGUAACUAAUUAGAUGACCAUGGUAACUAAUUAGAUGACCAUAGUUAACUAAUUAGAUGACCAUUGUUAACUAAUUAGAUGACCAUGGUAACUAAUUAGAUGACCAUGGUGACUAAUUAGAUGACCAUGGUGACUAAUUAGAUGACCAUGGUGACUAAUUAGAUGACCAUAGUGACUAAUUAGAUGACCAUGGUAACUAAUUAGAUGACCAUAGUGACUAAUUAGAUGACCAUAGUAACUAAUUAGAUGACCAUAGUAACUAAUUAGAUGACCAUGGUAACUAAUUAGAUGACCAUGGUAACUAAUUAGAUGACCAUAGUGAAUAAUUAGAUGACCAUAGUAACUAAUUAGAUGACCAUAGUAACUAAUUAGAUGACCAUGGUAACUAAUUAGAUGACCAUGGUAACUAAUUAGAUGACCAUGGUAACUAAUUAGAUGACCAUGGUAACUAAUUAGAUGACCAUGGUAACUAAUUAGAUGACCAUAGUGAAUAAUUAGAUGACCAUAGUAACUAAUUAGAUGACCAUAGUAACUAAUUAGAUGACCAUGGUAACUAAUUAGAUGACCAUGGUAACUAAUUAGAUGACCAUAGUGACUAAUUAGAUGACCAUGGUAACUAAUUAGAUGACCAUAGUAACUCAUUAGAUGACCAUAUUAACUAAUUAGAUGACCAUGGUAACUAAUUAGAUGACCAUAGUAACUAAUUAGAUGACCAUGGUAACUAAUUAGAUGACCAUGGUAACUAAUUAGAUGACCAUGGUAACUAAUUAGAUGACCAUAGCAACUAAUUAGAUGACCAUACUAACUAAUUAGAUGACCAUACUAACUAAUUAGAUGACCAUAGUAACUAAUUAGAUGACCAUAGUAACUAAUUAGAUGACCAUGGUAACUAACUACAUUACCAUUGUAACUAAUUAGAUGACCAUGGUAACUAACUACAUUACCAUUGUAACUAAUUAGAUGACCAUGGUAACUAAUUAGAUGACCAUAGUAACUCAUUAGAUGACCAUGGUAACUAAUUAGAUGACCAUGGUAACUAAUUAGAUGACCAUGGUAACUAAUUAGAUGACCAUAGUAACUAAUUAGAUGACCAUAGUAACUAAUUAGAUGACCAUAGUAACUAAUUAGAUGACCAUGGUGACUAAUUAGAUGACCAUAGUAACUAAUUAGAUGACCAUGGUGACUAAUUAGAUGACCAUAGUAACUAAUUAGAUGACCAUGGUAACUAAUUAGAUGACCAUAGUAACUAAUUAGAUGACCAUGGUGACUAAUUAGAUGACAAUAGUAACUAAUUAGAUGACCAUAGUAACUAGUAUGUCAUGCAAAAGUGCAGAUUCCAAGCAGUGAAAUACUUAGUAUAGUAGAAGACUUCCAUUCAUUAAAACACAAGAAUGUACAUAACAAUGGCAGCUACACUUUACAUCUUAAAGAUCUAAAAAAAAAAAAGAGUUGGGAAUGUCCGGCGGGCCAGAUUGAAAAACUUAACGGGGCUCCUCGGGCCUUCAUUUGCCCAAGUUUGUUCCACUUUGAAGGUUCCACUUCAAUCACCGUUAGUUGGCAUACUACUGUGUGUGUGUGUGUAUGUGUGUGUGUGUGUGUGUGUGUGUGUGUGUGUGUGCGCGCGUGUGUGACUUAAGUUGACUUAAAAGUGUAUCAAAUAUGUGAUGUGCACACACGUGGUGCUGUACUGACUCAGGUAAAAAAUAGAGAGCCACACAACACGGGGCCUUCAUUUCAAGCAAAAAAAUCCAACAAAAUAGUAAAUGUCGCUAAAAAUGUUUGUGAAGUGAAAAGCUGAGCUGUAAGCAUUUCACUUUGAUUCUUUGUUUGUCGCCGACUGCGAUGUACUCCAUUCACCUGUGCUGUGUUCAUGACAUGCAAAGUACAACAUUCUCUUUCAGUCAGAAUAUAUUGGAUCACCUACAUGAUGUGGUUACUGUUGAAUGUGUCCACAUCAAAUAUGGCGAGUGUUUGAACAUGUUUAUCUCCUACUCUUGUAAGAUUUUAUAAAGUGUCAAUCUUUCAACA